Messenger RNA from Daphnia pulicaria, 3251 nucleotides. It is a transcript of the gene Cdc27, whose product is annotated as cell division cycle protein 27 homolog. Gene Ontology annotation, molecular function: protein binding. The record is from RefSeq and is a predicted model, not a curated record. The transcript is spliced from 12 exons. NCBI's taxonomy places the organism in Eukaryota, Metazoa, Arthropoda, Branchiopoda, Diplostraca, Daphniidae. Bases 146 to 2719 code for a protein of 857 amino acids. Gene Ontology annotation, biological process: cell division.
AAAAAAACUUUGUGUUACAUUAAAACGUAAGCUCCGACGGCAAUUUGGUGGAAUUAUUUUGACUUAAAUUGAUUUCCGUCCAUGGGAAUUCAAACUUGAUUGUAUAGCUUCAUAGAUUUUAUAUGUUAACUCAUUACUAGUCAACAUGUUGGUACAAGAACCUGUCCAGGCGGCUAUCUGGCAUUGUCUUAAUCACUACAACUAUUGGAAUGCUACUUUUCUUGCUGAGAAACUUCAGGAUGAAAUUAAUAACGAGGAAAGCUUGUAUCUUCUGGCCACUUGCUACUAUCGGUCAGGAAAAGCGAAUCAAGCAAGAAGUUUACUGCAAUCAAAAGGAACUCAGUCUCCACAAUGUCAAUAUCUGUUAGCCAAAUGUUGUUUAGAUCUGAAUAAGCUUGCUGAAGCAGAAGGAACAUUGAUGGGUGGAAAUAUUUUCAAACAAAAAUCUUUGGAUGAUGUUGUGACUGAAUUUGGAGAUGCUGCUGCUUUUGCCCUAGUUUUGUUGGGUCAAGUUUACAUGCAGACAGAACGAAAGUUCAAAGCUAUAGAAGUACUCAACAGAGCUCUUAAGCUUAAUCCAUUCCUGUGGGCUGCUUUUGAGCUUCUUUGUCGGCUUGGUGAAAAACCAGAUGCAGAAGAUGUCUUUCAGUUAGAGGGAUUGGAUAAUUUCUCUCAUUGUCAUGGAACAAACCCAAUAGCUUCAUUGAUCACUGCUCAGAUCAAUCAAUCACAUGAUGCAACCACUAAAGUACAUCCUCAUGAACCAAUGUCUGUUGACCAAAUCUCCACUCCUAUACUUCAAGUCCCUGCAGCUGAUGUUAUAGUAAACACAAGCACUCCCCUGCCAUGUGUGCCUCUUAUUCAUCACAAUAUACCUAAUUUGACACCAGAUGAUCAAAUGAUUCCCUCUAUACCGUUGACGAGUACCAUGGCUCCAACACGUUCCAGAGCACGGUCGUUCCGGCUUCGAUCAGUCUUUAAAGCCGGCCAAGCGCUGUCUCCCAUGUCCCCCAAUUUUGGCAUCAUACCUUUGGAUAUGUCUUCAGCAAGCGAUGCUUCUCAAAGUUCGAUGGUCUAUUUGUGUCCCUCGCUAGCCCCGCCGGUCUCUGAAACAAAAGAAGCAAAGAUAAUGCCUAAACGGUUGGGUGGUCGUCGUGAAGCAGCUAGCACUGCUCCAAGCGCGCCUUCACGUAUGGGAGUUUUCUGCCAAUCCGGAAAUACAGCUACACCGACAUUGUCUUCACCCCCAGCCGCUAACGUGAGGAGAAGUACACGACUUUACAGUUCGAACAAUUCCGUUAAAGAGAAUAACAAAAGUAGCUCUCGUUUUGUUGUGCCCAAGUUGCCACUGAAGCGUAGCAAAUCCAAACUUACUAAAGGUGAUACCCCGGAAAGCGGAUUAGCGCCUAUUAGCGAUUUUCCAGAGCUAGUAGGAAAAAUGGAUAGAGAGGAUGAGAAACAAGCUACCCUACCUACUCAUUUAACUUCGGUGCAGACUCCACCAUCAAAUUUGAUUCAAGAGGCAGUCCAAAUGCAAAAGCAGUCAGCUGAAGGACUUAUGUCUCUUCUUCGGAUUGUAGGCAAAGCAUUUUCACACCUGACUUCAUAUGAGUCUCGUCAAGCGAUUGACACGAUAGAAUGGCUCUCCGCACGCCACAAAAGAUCAAGCUGGGUCCUCUCUCUUAUGGCUAAAGCUUACUUUGAACUGGCAGACUACAAGCAAGCUACUAGGUUGUUUCAAGAAGUGCGUGAAAUGGAGCCAUAUCGCACUGAUCUGAUGGAGUAUUAUAGUACUGCUCUUUGGCAUCUGCAGCAAGAAGUGUCACUCUCGGCAUUAGCACAAGACAUGCUGGAACAAGACAAAAUGUCAGCUGCUACUUGGUGUUGUGCCGGAAAUUGCUUGGAUUUGCAGAAAGAUCGCGAACAAGCUCUAAAGUUUUUCCAACGAGCAAUCCAAGUUGAUCCUAAAUUUGCUUAUGCAUACACUCUUUUGGGUCAUCAGUAUCUUGCCCUCGAAGAAACGGAGAAAGCUAUGGAUUGCUUUAAAAAUGCUGUGAGAGUUGAUCCUAUUCAUUAUAACGGAUGGUACGGUAUGGGAAUAAUCUACUACAAACAAGAGCGCUAUUCGAUGGCAGAAUUUUACUUCAAAAAGGCACUGGAUAUCAAUAAAAACAGUCCAGUGCUAAAAUGCCACGUCGCCAUUGUGGAACACGCACUUCAAAGGACCGAUAAGGCACUUCAAAUGCUCAAUUCAGCACUUCUAGUAGAAGAACGCAAUCCCCUCUGCAAAUUUCACCGUGCUUCUAUUUACUUCGCCUGUGAUCGACUCGAUGAAGCAUUGGCAGAAUUGCACGAGUUAAAAGAAAUUGCUCCACGAGAAGCUCUCGUUUAUUACCUUAUGGGAAAUGUUUAUAAGAAAAGAAACGAAACACAUUUGGCGCUAACUUACUUUAGCUGGGCAAAUGAUUUGGAUCCAAAAGGAGCAAGUGGAGCAAGACGUCACAUCAAAGAGGUAAUUGACCCCACUUCCUGUCUGAGCCUUGUUCCAGUAAGUGGAGUGUCUCAAGAACCACUUCAAGCUUCUAUCAGCAACGAUCAAGAUGAGGGAAGCACCGUGGAAGGAGGCAAUCACUCAGGAGCUAGUAACAAUUUAUCCAACGAGUCUCUGGAAAUGCCCCCUUUGCCCACGAUGGACAGCGGUGAUGGUGAUAAUUUCUAAUACAAUUGAGUAGCUAGUUCUAAUAUGUUGAUUUGUUUACUAGCAUGUAAGCGUCAAAUUGUCGAGCAGUGAAGUUCUAAUAGAAUUUAAGAUUUUUUUUAUUGCGGAUUACAAGCUUGAACGAAUAAUAUAGUUUAGAAUCGCGAUUGAAAUUGUCUAAUGGCCAUUCAAUGUAAUAUGAGCCUAACUUUGUUUUCCGCGUAAACACGGUACAUUGGUUCAGAAACAUGGAUUCGAUUCGAGCGGGUCACUUGCCAGCUUUGUUAAGUGUUUGACGUAUUUAGUGUUUUUUUUUUCUUCUUUUUCUUAUGCAUACUCUCUUGGGAUAAAUAGUCUGAGCUUGCUGUAAGAAGUUAAAUUGUUUCGGCUCGCCCAGCUUUAGGUUCUGUUACAAAUAAGUUUGGAAUCUUAUUCGUUUUUCUCGCGCUUCUUUUUUCUGAACUCGUGUGCACGAACAAAAUUAUGGAUACCACUAUGUAAAUUUGGAAACAUUAUUUAGCUCGAAAUAUAAAAGACGUUGUUCCAACUUCAA